Molecule: messenger RNA, 1257 nt
Organism: Brugia pahangi
Lineage: Eukaryota; Metazoa; Nematoda; Chromadorea; Rhabditida; Onchocercidae
Source: the annotation of a GenBank genome assembly
AUGACUAAAAUUGGUAGUUGUGGGAAACGAAAGUCAAAUCAUGACGAUAAAUUAGUUAGUAAUGCUAACAGCUCUACAAGGGAUAUCCUUUGCAGCGAAGAGGAAUGUCAGCAGUCAGAAGGAAAUUGUGAAGUAGAUAAAACCGACGAUUAUGACAAGUUGGAAGUAAACAUCGAAACAUUAAUGCCAAAGCAGCUUUGUCGGACACGUGGAAUUAGUGGUAGCAGCAGUGAAAGCAGCAGUGAGAAGUUCAAUAAUACAAGAGCUGACGAAACUUCUGUUAGAUCUUUAAGAAAGUGGUCAAGAAAAAGUUGCAUUAAUGCUACAGAAGAAAAAGAAAAGAGCGAACAAAAUGUGAAAGAAUUGACGAGUCGUCAAAAGUUCUUAAAACUUUGUAAUAUCAAAAAUCAAAGCGAAAACUCUGAUCAGUUUGGCGUUAUCUCGUUUGCUUAUACCAGAAUCAAGCCAAUCAAUUAUAAGCACAUGCAGGAACUCAGUUUUCGUGAUUUAAUUUUAACAAGUGUGAACAGUGCUUCAUAUUCAUCAGAGGACAAUUCGCAGUUUCUUAAGUAUUCCGAUGGCGAUAACAAGAGAUCGCGCACAAUGUAUCCAUGUGUUUCUGCACGAUGGUAUGCAUCAUCUUGUGGCAGGAUUAUAGACAGAAUAGAAGAAGGACCAUCAUUACUUCAUUCAACAAUAUAUGGUUCUGAUAGCAAUGCAAAUUCAACCGAAUAUGAUCCAAAUCUUAUAGCAAAUUUUGAUUGCCGCACUCGAAAAACUGUGAUGAAGUUCAAUGGAUAUGUGAGUAUAGUAACGCAUUAUCAGCCAGACAGUGAAGUGAAACGUUUAGUGAACGAAGCAUUUCGGUCACGUUUUCCGCAUGUUCACGUCUCCUUUAGCAAAAUUAAAAGUAUUAAGCGAGAGCUUCACCAAAUAGCUGUUGCAUGUAAUUUAGAAGAUGCUACAACGGCUCAUGCCUAUGUUUUCUACGAGAAAGUACUCUUGAAGGGAUUAGUGUGUAAAAUGAAUCGGAAACUGGUAGCUGGAGCAGCUCUUCUUAUUGCUGCAAAAAUCACUGAUUUUGGAUCAACAUGUAUUUCUGACGUUGUAAACUAUUUGGAAUCAUCAUUACGAAUCAGUCGCAAAGAACUCGUGCGAUAUGAGAUACCACUGUGUGCAGCACUUAGUUUCAACUUGAGGGUACCUGUUUGGCAGCUUUUACCGCAUUAUCAAAGGAUCGUCUUGACAAUGUUAUGA